Molecule: messenger RNA, 1464 nt
Organism: Moneuplotes crassus
Lineage: Eukaryota; Ciliophora; Spirotrichea; Euplotida; Euplotidae
Source: the annotation of a GenBank genome assembly
UUUUAAAAUGGCAACCUUGUCCAUAGAUAUUUUGUUCUUUAUCUUCUGGUCAUUCUGAUUCUAUAAGAUCAACAAGAAAUGUCCGAUUGCGGUCUACCUUGUUAAAGAUGUUGUGUGCUUUUUCCCACCGAUGGAAGAGGACAAAGAGAUCAUCACAACUGCUAUCAAGAACAAAGAUAAGAAAGGCAAGAAGGAGAAGGAGGAGGAAAAGCAAUUUCCAUUGAGAACAUAUAACCCAGACUUUGAUCUGACAAAGCAUAUCAAGGAGUUUCUUCUGGAGUACGACUUCGUUAUUUUGAUGACAUUGAUUUCGUCCUGAACUUUUGUGAGCUCACAACUGUUUAAAAUGUUUGCCAAAGAGGAGGUUCAGUCGACUUUCUUGUAUUACUCGAUCAUUAUUUUAUUGUGAAUGAUAGUUUACUACCUGAUUCGACAGAAUAUGUAUCCCUUCGAAUUCUCUGAUGAGAAUAAGAUCUUGCUUGUGUUCGCUUUCAAAACAUUUGUAUUAAGUUAUAUGAUCACUGGAUAUUUUUCAGAGUACUUUGAUUUCAGACUUGAGAAAGGAAUCAAAGAUUUACAGAAGAGAACUGAUCAAAUUCUUAAAGUUACAGGUAAUAGGUAUAUUUAUAGUUAUGAUUCCUUCUAUAUUGGCCUUUCUGUGCUGUCCUCUCUGAUUAGCUUGACUAUGGUCCAUCUUGCCAUCAAAUUUUCAUACAAUUUCUUCUACCUAAACAGGACAAGCCAGAAUGAUCAAGAAAAUGAGGAUCCUGAGAUUGCUAAAAAGGUAUCUGUGUACAAAGCGAUGAUGGGAGUUAACUUUUUUACACCUAUUUUUGCGAUCUUCCUGUUUAUCCCAGCUCUAUCUAAAAGCUUUGUCGUCCCUGAAAUUAUGACAGAAAGAUCAUUUGAUUUGGUCAGAAUGAUAAUUCUUCUUGUAAUAAUUAUCCUCAAGUGAACAAUGUUUUACUAUGAACUGCAGUUUAAUUUCAAUGAGAGUUAUUUCUAUGUUCAAAGUCUGUUGAAAAAUAAAAGUGAGAAGUUGUUCAGAUACAUCACUUUGAAGAUGAAGCUUAAGUUCAUUAACACAUGGAUAACCUGUUUCCAGUACGCAGCUAUGGUUAUUGUACCCUUAUUGCUUGUUAUAUUGUAUAUGUACAAAUAUUUUGAAAACAUGAGGGCUCCAGAGAAGAUCACCUAUGAUUUCUCUGAGUAUAUCAACACUUUGCCUAAAUCUGAAUUUGUAGAAAAUGAGCUUCCAUCUGAAGGUAGCUUAACUGAUGGAGGAUUCAUUUCAGCAUUGUUUAAGAAUGUUUUGAGAUUCGGAUUCAUACCUCCCAGUCUGGAAAGCUCAAUUUACAGUUACUUUAUCUUCAGUUUCUAUUUGUCAUGGAGUAUUGUUUCUACAAUUGGUCUACUUUAUUACAGGAAGUUUAAAACAGUAUAAGAAAGUGAUUCAAUUCCAAA